This is a messenger RNA of Rhipicephalus microplus (southern cattle tick), 6050 nucleotides long. RefSeq names its product transportin 1 (gene Tnpo). Gene Ontology annotation, biological process: protein import into nucleus. Gene Ontology annotation, molecular function: small GTPase binding. NCBI's taxonomy places the organism in Eukaryota, Metazoa, Arthropoda, Arachnida, Ixodida, Ixodidae. The record is from RefSeq and is a predicted model, not a curated record.
GUACACGAUGUAUCAGGUUUUUCUUCGACUCGCUCACCUUCUUCCGCCAUGAGCGCUGCCUGACACACGCGAGCCGGUUGCGUGAAAGAUGCGAGGCAGCAUGUCGUUAUCGUGGCAACCGCAAGAAGAUGGACUCCGGCAAAUCCUCCAGCUACUGAAGGAAUCCCAGUCACCGGACACCGCUACCCAGCGUGCCGUGCAGCAGAAACUUGAGGAGUUGAACAAGUACCCCGACUUCAACAACUACCUCAUAUUUGUCCUCACAAAGUUGAAAUCUGAGGAUGAGCCAACCAGGUCCCUGAGCGGUCUGAUCUUGAAGAACAACGUGAAGGCCCACUUUGACAAGUUCCCGCGAGAGGUUGGCGACUUCAUUAAGGCAGAAUGCCUGGAGAGCGUGGGCGACCACUCGCCCCUCAUCCGUGCCACAGUUGGCAUCCUCAUCACCACCAUCGCCUCCAAAGGCGAGCUCACCCAGUGGCCCGAACUACUGCCCCGCCUGUGCCAGCUGCUCGACUCCGAGGACUACAAUGUCUGCGAGGGUUCUUUCGGAGCCCUGCAGAAGAUCUGCGAGGAUUCGGCCGAGAUGCUGGACACAGAUGCAUUGAACCGGCCCCUCAACGUGCUGGUGCCGAAGUUCCUCCAGUUCUUCCGGCACACCAGCCCUCGGAUCCGGUCACACGCCAUCGCCUGCAUCAACCAGUUCAUUGUCAACCGCACACAGGCCCUGAUGCUCCACAUUGACUCCUUUAUCGAGAACUUGUUCCACCUCGCCUCGGACGAAGACUCUGAAGUCCGCAAGAAUGUGUGCCGUGCUCUAGUCAUGCUUUUGGAGGUUCGCAUGGACCGUCUCAUUCCCCAUAUACACAACAUCAUCGAGUACAUGCUGAUGCGCACACAAGAUACGGAUGAAGGGGUUGCGCUAGAGGCGUGCGAGUUUUGGCUGUCGCUGGCUGAGCAGCCCAUCUGUCGAGAGGUGCUGGCGCCGCACCUGUCGCGCCUCGUGCCCAUCCUUGUCCGGGGAAUGAAGUACUCGGAGAUUGACAUCAUCCUGCUCAAGGGAGACGUGGAAGAGGACGAGAUGAUUCCCGAUCGUGAAGAAGACAUCCGACCCAGGUUUCACAAGUCCAAAACGCACAGUCAAAAGCACAUGGACGAUAACAUCGAUGAGGACUCUGUGUCAGAUGACGGCCUUGAUGAUGACAACACGCUAUCUGACUGGAACCUGCGGAAGUGCUCGGCCGCCGCCCUGGACGUGCUGGCAAACGUGUUCCAUGAGGAGCUCCUCGGGGUGCUGCUGCCGAUCCUGAAGGAGACGCUGUUCCACCAAGGCUGGGAGAUCAAGGAGUCUGCCAUCUUGGCAUUGGGUGCCAUCGCCGAGGGCUGCAUGGUGGGCAUGGUGCCACACCUGCCCGAGCUGAUCCCUUACCUGAUCGGCUGCCUGGGCGACAAGAAGGCGCUGGUGCGCUCCAUCACCUGCUGGACACUGAGCCGUUACUCCCACUGGGUGGUCAGCCAGCCGCACGACCUGUACCUGCAGCCCCUGAUGACCGAGCUGCUCAAGCGGGUGCUGGACGCCAACAAGCGCGUGCAGGAGGCAGCUUGCAGCGCCUUUGCCACCCUCGAGGAAGAGGCCUGCACCGAGCUGGUGCCGUACCUGAGCUUCAUCCUGGAGACGCUCGUCUUUGCCUUCAGCAAAUACCAGCACAAGAAUCUUCUAAUACUGUACGAUGCCAUAGGGACCUUGGCGGAUUCUGUCGGGCAUCAUCUCAACAAACCUGAGUACAUCAACCUGCUGAUGCCACCGUUAAUAGAGAAGUGGAAUGUCCUGAAGGAUGACGAUAAAGAUCUCUUUCCUCUACUAGAGUGUUUGUCUAGUGUGGCCACUGCCCUCCAGUCCGGGUUCCUGCCAUACUGUGAACCUGUUUUCAGGAGGUGCGUCUCCCUGGUGGAGCAGACGCUGAAUCAAAACAUGGCCAACGCAGCCCAUCCUGACCAGUUUGAGGCCCCCGACAAGGACUUUGUCAUAGUGGCCCUGGAUCUUCUGAGUGGACUGGCCGAAGGCCUGGACGGUCACAUGGAGAGCCUCGUCAUGUCCUCCAACAUCAUGCAGCUGCUCUACCAGUGCAUGCAGGACUUGAUGCCUGAAGUGCGACAGAGCUCCUUCGCACUGCUCGGUGACCUGACAAAGGCUUGCUUCCAGCACGUGAAUCCCUGCAUUUCCGACUUUCUUCCCAUUCUCGGUCAGAAUCUGAACCCAGAGAUUAUAUCUGUGUGCAAUAAUGCAACAUGGGCCAUUGGCGAGAUCUCUGUCAAACUUGGCAGGGACAUGAAGCCAUACAUCCCCAUGGUGCUAUCUCAGUUGGUGACCAUCAUCAACCGUCCCAACACGCCAAAAACAUUGCUGGAGAACACCGCCAUUACGAUCGGGCGCCUUGGUUACGUUUGCCCCGAAGAAGUGGCACCCAUGUUACAGCAGUUUAUACGCCCGUGGUGUUCGUCGUUGCGGAACAUUAGGGACAAUGAAGAGAAGGACUCUGCCUUCCGCGGCAUCUGCAGCAUGAUCAGUGUGAACCCCGGCGGAGUUGUGCACGACUUCAUUUUCUUCUGCGACGCUGUCGCAUCUUGGGUCAACCCGAAGGCAGACCUGAAGCAGACGUUCCACGAGAUACUCCAUGGCUUCAAGAACCAGGUUGGGGAAGAGAAUUGGCAGCGCUUUUCCGAACAGUUUCCACCUGCCCUGAAGGAGAGGCUUGCGACCAAUUACGGCGUUUGAGAAAGGGCGCCCUCUGAGGGAAGUGUUGGAAGGCGUCGUGUGAAGAAGACACGGGAGUGGAGAAGAAAGCACACACGCGUUUUUUCUCUACUCAACCAGAGGGUAGCAACCGAAGAAGAAACCAACGUGCCCCCUUCCAAGCCGCUGCCACCGUUGUCGUGCUGGGCCCUAACCGCCUCCGCGUCGUACCGCCAGCCAUCGCGUAAAGAACCGGGGAGGGGGGAGUGUCCGCGCUGUUAGUUGGGGGUUCCCUGAAGCUGAAGAGGGACAGUAAAAACAACCGUAUGUUCGCGUUUAGAUCUCGCGGGAUGGACAUCUAGAAAAAUCGCGUUCGCGUACUCGUGUGAUGGACAUAGUAAUCUCGCGUGCCUCCGAAGGGAAACGAAAUAUGACUGGUCUCCUCCGCCGAGACGAUUUCUCUUUCGUGGUAAUCUGUUCGCGUCCGGUUCGGGAUAGCUUCGCGUCGCCGUAUUUCCGCUAGGUCAUAUGGACGGGUUAACAGAAAGGUGAAAACGCGCCUUGUGUGUGCGGUGAACCUGCGGGAUGGAAAAGGAAAUCGGGAUGUUGUGUGGACGGCAACGGCACAAUCGUCAUCCUAGGGAGAUAUCAAAGGUGCUCUACUCUGGCUGCUUGGAAUGAGCAAAAAGGACGGAAGUGGUGCCACCCUGUAGGGAUUGGAGGAACUGAACCCUUCCAUCGGAUAAAAACUGUCCGUUGCCACUAGCCGCGUCCUGUGCCCUCCAAUGGACUUGUGCCGAACUUGCGUGCCGAAGCGUCAACAGUGAUUCUGCAGAAGAAAGAGCAUGCCAAAUCUUUCUAGAGCCAAUGAAAUAAGUGAAACUUUUUUUUUUGCCGAUCGCGAGUGUCCUAUACACAUUCUGUCUAGGUCGUUUUUUCAUUGUAAGUUGUCGCUGCGUUUGCAGUGACUGCCGCUGUCACGUGUUGUUGCGCUAUUAUUUCAUUAUUUUUUCUUUCCGGGACAAGUCAGUAAGUUACCUCGCGGAUGCAAUCGAUAGUCUACGCGUUGUUGGAUCCCCGCUUUAAAUGCGCGAUAAGGGUCAUAUGUGCUUUUUCUUCCCUCUAGUGAGACUUUUUUUUUUCCUCAUGUCGGCUACAUCUUGGCUCGUUUAUUUUAUUGUUACGCCACGUAAAAAAACUGUUAAUUCAAUCCUCUCUCGCGACAUUGGGGUUUCUGCCAACUUGUGUGCUAACUUUUUUCACUGUGUAACUGUAACACAGCUGUUUUUCAAUUGAGCGACAGUCUGUUUUACUGUGUGUUGCUAGGAUAUUCUUUUCAUUUUUGCCAAAGGCAGCUUUUCCUCUGUUUUUUUUUUCUUUGUUGUACUUAAGGAGACUAUUUUUACUGUUUUUUGUACAGAGUUAAAAAAAAGUGACUGUCAGCUUGUUUUUUAGUGUCGAAAAAAAAAAGUUAACAAAGUUCCUCUGAUUAUUCUUUUUCUUAAUGUACUCGUGAGCAGGAACGCGACAAGUUCUCAAUGCGUGUGUCGGGGGUCCUCAGGUUACAGUUUUUUGAGCUGGUUAGUCAGUAUAGCAACCUUAGGAGAGUGAAACAAAUUGGUCAUUUUGUUUUAACUUUAUUGUUAGGUUAAUAUUUUUUUUACUUAUACAAUUUUUCUCAAAGGAUCUGUGAUGCUACAAUUACUAGAGUGCAAGAUGAGUCGUUGUUGUACAGGAAGUAUUUCUUCACGUAUCGCUUUUUCCAUCAUUUAUUUUUUAUGGACGACACACAUAACAUGGGUGGGAGCCGCGUGAAUGUGUAGUAGCGAGUGCGCGUGUGACUGCGUGUCUUUUUUUCUUCUCCUUCGCGUUUUUAACUUUUUUUUUUUCAUCGCCGUCGUCGACACGUCACACACACACAACUUCUUGUCAUUCCUCGUGAUGAAAAGCUCGUUUAAAAAAUGUUUCCUGGGAAGGGGGGUGGGGGUCGCGUUUAGAAAGCGAAAACUUUGUACGGAAUGGGACAGAAUAAAAUAUCGCGUUAAUCAAAAAAAAAAAAAAAAAACUGGAUCGGUUUCUCGCUCGCGGCUUAGCGAAGGCACGAAUCGCGUUGGCCAGCGUCUUUGGUUCCCCGUUUGUUUUUCUCGUAUUUUUCCGUCGUGUGAUGCCCUUCCUGAAAAAGUCCCAAGAUUCCCCUUGCUUCGAAUCCCAAUAUUCCUUUCAGUUCAUUUGUACCCUGUGGCCAGAAGUGAAGCGGUGCGACUUCGUGGGUGCCUCGAUUGGUUUUUUUUGUUGUUGUUGUUGUUGUUUUCCUUGUUCCUGAAUUUUGGCAGAAUAGCUAGCCGAUGCUGUCGGUAGCAAGCACCCGGAAACUUUGUGUACUGCUGGGCUGGUCCCCGCUUCCUGUUUUUUCUUUAAACUGCAUUGAAUUGUUUACCUUGUUUUGUUUCCAUCUCCUUCACCUGAGCGGCUUGCCUCGUAAAUAGGCCCUUGAUGUGGCUGCCUUUUUAUUUUAUUUUUCAUCAAGCUAUCUGCCGGCAUUCCUCCGCACCUCUUGCUUAUUUCUUUUGCUGGCUUAACGUCAGCAGUCAUGGUCGUGUGAAGUUAAAAACUGUUGAAAAAAAAAAAGUGUUUUUCCUAGGUGUCACACCUUUCCCUCUCGUCCUCGCGGAAGUUUUUCAAGCCUCCACAGAGGGCGUCUUGUUUCCGUUAGAUGUGUUUGCACACGCGUACCUGCCAUUUUGAAUGAGGCACCCGUCUCAAAAAGAUGCUUGUCAUAGUGAUGACUUUUGAUGGGAGCAGUUUUUUUUCUGGUUGUUGGUGUGUAGUGAUGCUUAUCUGUUUUCGUUAUCUUUUCCCUCUCACCAUUUUUAUUGAUGCGUAGAGAGAUGUGAUUUAUUAUUGCAUGUGGCAGGACACUUGCCAGGUGUUUGUAAUUCUUGCUCUGUGCCAUGACAAGGGUUUCUUUUUCCCCCUUUCUCUUUCUCAACAGAGUUGAACCUAUUGCAGAUUUAUUUUUGCAUGUUUCUUGUGCGUGGAGGAAAGUUGGAGGAGAUGGUUUAUUAUUAAUGGUCAUUCUGUGUGCGAAAAGGCUUUAAAUAUUCCUGACCAUUGUUAUUCAGCUACUGAAAGUGAUAGCAAAAUGGGAUAAAUAUGGAACUGCCUUCUGUUAUUCAGUGUUGUUAAAAACAAAAGAGAUAACGACAAUGACUUUGUGCUUUUUCUCUGUGUAAUGUGCAUGAAUUUGUGUGUACCUUGGUUUUUAUUCACUUCAGAACAUUCACCUGAAAAAAAAAUGCAUGCAGUUGUUUCAAACAGG